AUGUUUCGUUGCGUGGCACCUUCUUUCUCUUCGUGCGUUCCUCCAACGCCUUCUUCUUCUUCUCCUCCUCGUCGUGCAUACGAUCAUCAAAAACAUCCUAUUAUACUCCGUCAGUUUAUAGUCGCGAGCGCGGCGCUUACCAUCGCAUCGUUCGGGAACGUCCAAAAAGUGGAAGCUGGAAAUCCUUCCUUCAGUGGCGUCGACCCGGAGCAGAGUGAGCUCAUCCAAAACUUAUUAGCGAAAACGAAAGAGGAUAAAUCCAUGCUGGACCAGAAAAGAUUAGAUAAUUAUUACAACAAGAAGUUUCUCAUCAAUGAAAUCACCGGGAAGGAGAUUCUACCGAACCCUUGCGAUCCGCGAGAUUACGAGUUCGGUGGUCGGUGCAGGACGUUGCCAACCUUGCCACGAUUACCUGGCGAAACACUCCCGGAGUUUCCAGCUAUAAAGAUGAAGCGAAAAGCAGUGAUAGUGGUAAUAGUAACGAGGGAGGAAUAG
Molecule: messenger RNA, 495 nt
Organism: Bathycoccus prasinos
Lineage: Eukaryota; Viridiplantae; Chlorophyta; Mamiellophyceae; Mamiellales; Bathycoccaceae
Exons: 2
Coding region: 1-495 (164 amino acids)
Source: RefSeq, a predicted model, not a curated record